GUGGACAGGCCGCUGAAAAGAACCGGCUGCGGCCUGUACCAGGCUCCGCGGGCUGCUGCACUGCGAGGCCGAGGCAGCUAGUGAGAAGUUACGAAGGCCCUAAGGAGGGCCGGCUCGGAUGCUGGGCCCGCCUCCCCGCGGGAUUGUAGGCCCGGGGGCUCCGCCUGGUCCCGAGCGGCAGAAGUGAUGCCACCAAAAAGAAAUGAAAAAUACAAACUUCCUAUUCCACUUCCAGAAGGCAAGGUUCUGGAUGAUAUGGAAGGCAAUCAGUGGGUACUGGGCAAGAAGAUUGGCUCUGGAGGAUUUGGAUUGAUAUAUUUAGAGACACUGGCCAUUUUUCUCUCUCCAAUGCUUAGUGUGGAGUAAAGGCAGCUUCCCGCAAAUUUAUUUCAAGCAAGAGCAAUCGGAAGCUUCAACAUGUGUGAAAGAGGCGCACAGAGAACAUAGCUUCCAUUUCAGCUUUCCCCACAAAUAAACCACAGAAAGAUGCAAGACAUGUAGUAAAAGUGGAAUAUCAAGAAAAUGGCCCGUUAUUUUCAGAACUUAAAUUUUAUCAGAGAGUUGCAAAAAAAGACUAUAUCAAAAAGUGGAUAGAACGCAAACAACUUGAUUAUUUGGGAAUUCCUCUGUUUUAUGGAUCUGGUCUGACUGAAUUCAAGGGAAAAAGUUACAGAUUUAUGGUAAUAGAAAGACUAGGAAUAGAUUUACAGAAGAUCUCAGGCCAGAAUGGUGCCUUUAAAAAGUCAACUGUCCUGCAAUUAGGUAUCCGAAUGUUGGAUGUACUGGAAUAUAUACAUGAAAAUGAAUAUGUUCAUGGUGAUAUAAAAGCAGCAAAUCUACUUUUGGGUUACAAAAAUCCAGACCGGGUUUAUCUUGCAGAUUAUGGACUUUCCUACAGAUAUUGUCCCAAUGGGAACCACAAACAGUAUCAGGAAAAUCCUAGAAAAGGCCAUAAUGGGACAAUAGAGUUUACCAGCUUGGAUGCCCACAAGGGAGUAGCCCUGUCCAGACGAAGUGACGUUGAGAUCCUUGGCUACUGCAUGCUGCGGUGGUUGUGUGGGAAACUUCCCUGGGAACAGAGCCUGAAGGACCCUGUGGCUGUGCAGACUGCUAAAACAAAUCUAUUGGAUGAGCUUCCCCAGUCAGUGCUUAAAUGGGCUCCUUCUGGAAGCAGUUGCUGUGAAAUAGCCCAAUUUUUGGUAUGUGCUCAUAGUUUAGCCUAUGAUGAAAAGCCAAACUAUCAAGCGCUCAAGAAAAUUUUGAACCCUGAUGGAAUACCUUUGGGAUCACUGGACUUUUCCACAAAAGGACAGAGUAUAAAUGUCCAUACUCCAAACAGUCAAAAAGUUGAUUCACAAAAGGCUGCAACAAGGCAAGUCAACGAGGCACACAAUAGGUUAAUCAAAAAAAAAGUCCACAGUGAGAGAAGCACUGAGCCCUGUACAACGUGGAAAAAAGUGCAGAAAGAGGAGAAGCUGAUUGGAUUGAUGAACAAUGAAGCAGCUCAGGAAAGCACAAGGAUAAGAGAGAAAUAUCAAGAGUCUCAAGAACUUUUGAAUGAAGCAAACAGUUUCCCACAAAAAUUCAACUAUAGACAAUUCCCAAACUCAUUUUAUGAACCUCAUCAAGAUUUUACCAGUCCAGAUAUAUUCAAGAAGUCAAGAUCUCCAUCUUGGUAUAAAUACAAUUCUACAGUCAGCACGGGGAUCACAGAAAGUUCAACUGGACUUUGGCCUACAAUUUCCCAGUUUACUCUUAGUGAAGAGACAAACACAGAUAUUUAUUAUUUUGGCAUCAUCAUACCUGUCCUUUUGAUGUUAGUAUUGCUUGCUUUAUAUUUUCUCUGAAGAUAUCAAAAUUCCUUUUGAUAAUUUUUUAAGUUUCCAGCUCUUCAUCAAAAUGUUAUAUUCUUAUUUCAGUGUUUCCUCCCAGACAUUUUUAAGGUAAUUGGCUUUAAAAAGAGAACACAUUUUAAGAAAGUUUAUGGACACUCUAAAAAAUAAAAUUGCUUUAUACUA
Messenger RNA from Mandrillus leucophaeus (drill), 2018 nucleotides. It is a transcript of the gene VRK2, whose product is annotated as vaccinia related kinase 2. Lineage: Eukaryota; Metazoa; Chordata; Mammalia; Primates; Cercopithecidae. Bases 678 to 1847 code for a protein of 389 amino acids. The transcript is spliced from 14 exons. Gene Ontology annotation, biological process: peptidyl-serine phosphorylation; signal transduction. The record is from RefSeq and is a predicted model, not a curated record. Gene Ontology annotation, cellular component: cytoplasm; nucleus. Gene Ontology annotation, molecular function: ATP binding; protein serine/threonine kinase activity.